AUGUAUUUCUGUUGUGCAAUUCUGCAGGUUGAGGCAAAGAAACAAACAUUUUCUUCCUUCGAUGACUUGCUUGCAAAUUCCGAGCAGCCUGUUUUAGUUGACUUUUAUGCUACCUGGUGUGGUCCUUGCCAAUACAUGGUUCCCAUUCUCAAUCAAGUCAGUCUUGAGUUGAAAGAGAAAAUACAGUUGGUGAAAAUCGACACAGAGAAGUAUCCAAAAAUUGCUGAUCAGUACAAAAUCGAGGCACUACCUACGUUCAUCAUAUUCAAGGAUGGGAAACCUUGCGAUCGCUUUGAAGGAGCAUUGGCAGCUGACAAGCUCGUUGAACGAGUUGAAACUGUAUUGAAGAAUGCUGAUGCAUAGUAAAUAAUUCCUGCAGAGGCGGUGAUGGUCCUCUCUAGUUUGUAUCAAGUUGCAGUGUAGUUUUACAAAACUCAUUUCCAUUGUUUUCUCUUCAUCAUUCGUUGCAAGGACUACCUUGACACACUUUUGUUCUUUUACUUCUGUAUUUCGGUUCCGGAAUCCUUUGUGGUAAAUAUUGCUUACACAAUUUAAUUUAUGGUUUAUUUUUCCCUUGCUUC
Molecule: messenger RNA, 581 nt
Organism: Papaver somniferum (opium poppy)
Lineage: Eukaryota; Viridiplantae; Streptophyta; Magnoliopsida; Ranunculales; Papaveraceae
Product: thioredoxin Y1, chloroplastic-like
Exons: 3
Coding region: 1-363 (120 amino acids)
Cellular component (GO): cytoplasm
Molecular function (GO): oxidoreductase activity, acting on a sulfur group of donors, disulfide as acceptor; protein-disulfide reductase activity
Source: RefSeq, a predicted model, not a curated record